AUGUUUUGCUGUCUACAGAAGGUCGUUCAAGACGUCGAAGAGGAAGCGACAAAGUACCCCUGGAAUCCUCUGCUCAAAAACAUUUCAUUUGUUUCCCUCACCGAUGAGGGUGAGAAUCUGACCAGGCAUCAUUAUUUCAACAUACCCGUAAAUACGUCCCAAUCCGGUGUCUACGUCCCUUCCGAGGUGUACAUAAACGGUGACUUUUUUCUACAUUCUGGCGCGUACACACAGUACACGGGUGUUCCAAAGGACGUCCUAUUUCUGGUAGACACGAGUGGAAGCAUGCACGGUCAGGCAUUACAUUUGGCCAACACUUCCCUGCGGCUUUUAAUUGAAACUCUCAACAAAAAUGACUUCUUUGCUGUAGCCAAGCAUGUCAUUCAAAACGUUUUCCGUUUGACCGCCCAUGACGCUGCAGACUAUGAUGAAGCUAUCGCAUUCGGGAUGAAGUUGAUGAGUACUUUCUCGGCUGAAAGAUCUGUGUCGGCCCACUGCAACAAAAUUCUCGUCCUGAUUAGUGAUUCUGAUAUACAGUAUAACGACACGACCAUCCAAAUCCUCGAACGAUAUCAGGAUUAUCGCAAACUCUCCGCCCAGGCAAUUGAUAUUGACAUAAUGGACAUUGAGGCUUCAAACGUUACAGAGCUCUUAACGGUGCGUAAAAAUCUCAUCGACAACAAAGAGGGUGUCACAAUAUUGGACGACUUCGCUGUUUUUAUGGAUGAAGUUCACGCUCACCGCACUCUUCGAACAUACUCAUACACACCGAUUCCAGAGACAGAGUACAGUAUAUGUCUCGUGACUGCAACAGAUCGCGAUUUCGAUGUUCAAUUCCUAUCACAGAAAGAACAUUUGCACACCACGGCAGAUACCGUUCUGGUUGAUGGCGAAGAUGUAUCUUCACUCUUGCUGCCGGUGAAUGUGGUCCUAUCACCGAUUCUUGCCAACUGCCGUAAACCUAGUUUUUCACGUAUUCUUACAUCACCAACAACGACAACUACAGAGACCACACCGGAGCCGACUACCACGGAAUCGACACCUGUUGAGCCAGCAGAUGCCACAACAUUGUCAUUCCUAGAUGCUCCUUUUGGUCUUCAAGAUGUCGAAGAAUCAACUGAGUUGCUAUCCACAACGGAGACUGAAACAUCUAAUGCGGAGUCUGAUGAGAAACCUUGGUUCCGCAGAAAGCGCAACUGGUUGACUAAUUUCUUCGCGGAUGAUCCAAAAGGUGUAGAACAAAUUAUGAUGAUUCUGCGAUUCAUCCAGGAAUACGAUUUCGGUAACAACUUUUACGAAGGUCACUUUAUGUCGGAUCUUCUCGUUGGUCUGAAUGUUUUACGUGCGUGGGGAUCGUCGCGCAUGUCCAAGUAUGUCGCCGCUCGUUCGGUUUUCUUCACCUCUGGUCUUGGAUUCAUCUAUCCCUCGCAGUACGUUGCCAUUCCCGUAACUUCUGAUGGCGAAGUGGCACUGACGUCGGAUGUGUCAGAAAUGAAGCGCUUAUGGAGGCGCGCGGUCUCAGGGGUCUCAUCUUAUCCACCACCCCUGAGGACCAUGGUGUCCGAUGUCAGCUAUGUGGAGGGAAAUACAGAUGAUUUGACUACUUCAAAAAGUGCAGGUUUGAGCGCGCUACAUAUAAAAAGGGAUUUUAACGAAUCUACUGGAUUGGCUGAAGCAAACGCGAUAACACUCCCAUCAGUGGAUGGUUCGGAGACAACUUCGAGGAUUUUUACCGAUUCAAUACAGUCAGAGAGUAGCAAAAAUGUCGGUUCUACAUUCGAUGGGUCCCAGGAAACGAAUGCACUAAUGACAGAAAACACAUCUACUUUAUUUUCGACGGAGAAGUCCCAAGGUCUCACCGCAGAAUUUCAAGCAGCUGCACACACUACACCUGAGCCGCAACUUGUCCCUUUGCCAAAAGUAACGGUGUUUCUAGGUGCUCAGGCAUCACAAAAUGGACUUACAAACACAUUUGCAGUGGCGGGCCUCACUUUGGGCGGAACCUACUUGCAGGAAGUUUUGAGGCGUUUUUCGCGUUGCAACCACGAGCACACUUGCUACCUACUUGAUGAUGCAGCUUUCGUCAUGGCUGUAAAUAACGAACGAUUGAAUUAUCAGGUUGGACACUUUCUUGGACAUGUUGACCCGCCGCUGAUGGAAUCUCUUCUGGAAAAUUCAGUUUACAGCAGAGUGAAGUAUUACGAUUAUCAAGCCGUCUGCGAUUUUGCUCAUCUCGGUAAGAAGAACUCAACUUCGCCCGCAACUCAUUUGCUACCUGAAGUUGACUACGUAAAUUGUGUAAAAUCUACCUAUCGUUAUUACGCUACUGACGGAGCUAACUUCAGAAAGGAGCCUCUCAACUCAGUGGAGGUCACCGGAAGCUUCACUUGCUCGCCUGAGUGUACCCGCCAGUGGUCGUCGUCAUCCAUACCCGAAACUAAUCUCAAACUCAUCAAGACCGACCCCGUAUGUGCGUGCAUUAAAAAGGAUCAUGAUUGGCAGCUCGCUCCAUCUAUAGCUGAAGACGUCUCAAUUUGCCAGCCAGCCCAGAAUCCGCGAUAUCGACGUCCCGUCACGGCAUGUAUGACGUAA
Messenger RNA from Echinococcus granulosus, 2592 nucleotides. Its product is annotated as Voltage-dependent calcium channel subunit alpha-2/delta-1. The record is from RefSeq and is a predicted model, not a curated record. Gene Ontology annotation, cellular component: voltage-gated calcium channel complex. NCBI's taxonomy places the organism in Eukaryota, Metazoa, Platyhelminthes, Cestoda, Cyclophyllidea, Taeniidae. The transcript has 18 exons. The coding region runs from base 1 to 2592 and encodes 863 amino acids. Gene Ontology annotation, molecular function: voltage-gated calcium channel activity.